GGUACUGAUCUAUACUCCGAUCACACUUGGAAAAUUUAACUUGAUCGUUGCCUCAGCUGAUGAUGACCGAUGAUGCCUAGGAGGCUCAAGUGCUUCCAACUUUGAUGCUGAGGCGCGGUCCGCGCGGAGCUCUCGCACUGCCGUACAUUGAUGCCAGUCAUUUAAUGCCCUAGUGUCAAGCCGACCACCCGCCUUUUCCCCUCACACCUCAGUAUUGUGGGCAUCACAUAGACCGUCAGGCAUGCAGGGACUUACAUGGGUUGCCCUCUUACUUCUAUAUCAUGCAGGUGCUGUUUUAGCGAUCGGCAAUACGACAUGUCUUAGCAGUCAACUGGAUUGGUACACAACCGCGGUUGGUGAAACGCCUUUUAGGCAUGACAUAUCAACGGCUUCGACAAAUAUGCAACAAUGCUUAUGUGGUGGGUAAUUUCACCGCGAACACCCUCGGUGAUCGUUGCAAUGAUCAAGUUUCGGAUUGCUGUUGCAAUUCUGUCGCAUUCGCAUUAAGCAUGCUCUGCAUGAAUUGCCAAGAAGAUGCUGAUCCAGGCGAUGUAGCUGGAAUUGAUGCGGCUCCUGGAACAUACACUACUUAUCUUGCUAGCUGUGGUGCUAGCACAAAUCAGUCACUUCCAGCAGGCAUCCAGCAGGCUGUGUGCAAUGAGAACAUCAAAAUUGAUAACUUUCUGUACAAUAGAUCUUAUUGGUCUGAUGGAUCUUGGUACUAGUGAGUAAAAUAUCGAAGGGGGCAGUAGUUCAUUCCUCACGAUGACCCAGUCGAUGGACAGCGGAUUAUGCAGUAGAACAGCAGGCGAUAAACAAUAACAACACUUUCACGGUUUGCCCAAACCAAGUCUCACCUUCGGCAUCCCUCCCCACAUCUACAACGGUCCCUACUGCAGCCACCUCUCCCACUCUUACUAGUAUUGUCUCUGCGUCCUCUAGCCCUGGGAAUACUAUUUCAUCUACUUCAUCUACUUCACAGAAAGCCAUCAUCGGUGGUGCAGUGGGUGGCGCCGCGCUCACCAUAA
Suillus subaureus is the source of this 1028-nucleotide messenger RNA. RefSeq lists its product as uncharacterized. Bases 375 to 725 code for a protein of 116 amino acids. The record is from RefSeq and is a predicted model, not a curated record. The transcript has 8 exons. Lineage: Eukaryota; Fungi; Basidiomycota; Agaricomycetes; Boletales; Suillaceae.